CUGCUCACUACCCCUCGAAUACUAUUUCGACAUUGACUGACAAUCAUCCCGCCAAUGCAGAUGAAUAAGAGACGUCGCACACCGACUUUAUGAGCCGCAACGAUCGUCCAAAUCCGCUCUCUUAGUUACAACGCCCUAACACAAGAAACCCAGGAACCCUGAACGUGCACAUAUCAUCGAAGAAAGAAACCGUGAUUUGACAAAAUGGCGCGAGAAAGCAACGCUCCAACGGAUCCUACUACCCCGGGAAAACCAACGGAGCAACAGCAAACCCGUCCUCUAUCUCAGCAUCCAGAGUUCGGCAAACCCUCGCCAAUCCGGCCAAGUUACUCCCAGAACUACCAGUCUAACAGUAAUCCCUUCAAUAUUCCGAAGGCAAACCGGCCUCGACCAGAACAUCAUCGCUCACAGCAAUAUAAGCAGCACCAACAGCAACAGCCACGGCCUCAGAGUAAUGCCCCGCAGUCGAACUAUCGACCAAACCUCCCUCCAGUCGUUGCCGCAACCCCGCAACGACGCGAGCCCUUCGACCCCUUCAAGCCCGUCCGACCCUCCGCGUACAACAACUACCGCCACUCACGCCCUGUCGACGACGAUGUCGUUGAGAUCCGCCGCCCCGAAAACAUCACUUUCAAUACCCCGCGAGCCCCGAAGACUUUCUACGGCUCUAAGGCUUCUCCUAUCAAGAUGACCACGGGAGCAAAAAAUCUGCAGAAUUUCGUCGAUCUAACGAAAGCUGGUGGCUUCUCACCUGCUCCGUCUCGUAAUACGGGCUUUGGCUCUAUUAGCGGGAGUGACUAUGUGGAUACGGCCAAGGCGAAUGAAAAUAUUAAAGCCUUGCUAGAGGGGGCAUUUGAGGAUGAAGAUGAAAAACAACAGAAGACCAAGGGAAAGAAAAAGGAUAAAAAGAAGAAGUCGAAGAAUAAGGGCGAUGAGACUCAAAGUGAGCCUCCUAGCGAGGCCCAGAGCCAGCUGAAGGAGAAAGAGAGUUUAGACAUUGAUGACCUGGCGGCUCAACUGCAGGGUGUGAGCGUUCAUGACUCGAAAGCUGAUGGGGAAAAGGACGCAAAUGAAAUGGAAAGCAUCAAAAAUACACCAAAGGAACGCACUGCAGAUCCUUUGAAAGAAAAUGACGAUGACGACGAGGAGGAUACUGUCGAUACUGAAUUAGAAAGCGUUGAAAAUAAAGAGGAGGAGGAAGAAGAAGAAGAGGAGGAGGAGGAGGAGGAUGGCACGGUUGAAGGCUUGAAAGUCAAACUGCUCCCUCACCAACGCCAGGGCGUCAACUGGAUGUGCGAAAAAGAAAUAGGCCCCCGAAAUGCUAAAGGAGAAGCCAAGGGAGUACUUCCCAAGGGUGGAAUUCUCGCAGACGAUAUGGGUUUAGGAAAGACUGUCCAGGCAAUCGCUUUGAUGCUUUCCAAUCCCAAGCCAGCAAAUGGAUAUACUCGACAACCUAAAUCUGAGGACGAAGAUAACUCUGACAGCAGCGAUGGCGAAGAAACCGAGCCCCAAAAGCUUCCACCAGGUGUGAGCCAAUCUACCUUGGUCGUUGCUCCCCUAGCACUGAUUAAACAGUGGGAGUCGGAGAUUCAAGAUAAAGUUGAGAAAUCUCGAAAAUUCCGAGUUUUGGUUUACCACGGCAAUGCGCGGGCCAAAUCGACAGACAGCCUAGAGGACUACGACGUGGUUAUUACCACUUUCGGAACACUGACCUCUGAGCACGGUGCAACUAAUAAGAAUGGUAAAAAGUCGGGGAUCUUCUCCGUAUACUGGUAUCGUAUCAUCCUGGACGAAGCCCACACUAUCAAGAAUCGAAACGCGAAGGCUACACAAGCGACAUAUGCGCUUGAUUCGGAAUACCGGUGGUGUCUUUCAGGCACCCCGAUGCAGAACAAUCUCGAUGAACUUCAGAGUCUGAUUAGAUUCCUACGAAUUAAGCCAUACAACGAUCUAGCAGCAUGGAAGGAUCAGAUUACACGGCCAUUGGCCAACGGACGUGGAGGACUGGCAAUUGAACGACUGCAAGUCGUUCUCAAAGCUUUCAUGAAGCGACGAACGAAGGAUGUGCUGAGGCUCAAUUCUAACCUCAAACCGGGGGAGAAAGAGGGCAAAGGAGGACCGAAGAAAUCUUCUGGGUUCCAAAUCACCAAGCGUGAAGUGAUCAAGGUAGCAGUGGAUUUCAUGCCAGGCGAGAUGAACUUUUACAAACGACUUGAGCAGCGAACAGAGAAUAGUCUCGAGAAGAUGAUGGGUGACUCCAAGAUCGACUACGCAGGGGCCUUGGUUUUGCUUUUGCGUCUUCGACAGUCUUGCAAUCACCCAGAUCUCGUGAAAAGUGAUCUUGCAAAGGACAAGGAUAUCCUGCUGCAGAGCGGGAAUACUGACAGUCAAUCCUCAUCUGGGAAGCAGAAUGACUUGGAUGCAAUGGCAGACCUGUUUGGCGCACUGAGUGUUGUAUCUAAGAAAUGUGAUAUCUGCCAAAUGGAGCUGAGUAAAGCUGAGGCAGCAGGCGGUGCAAGCAGGUGCAACGAGUGCGAAAAUGACUUUGGUUUUACUGCUGACGGGGGCAAAGGGAAGAAGACGACUAAGAAGAAGGGGAACUCUAAGGAAUGCAUUGAUCUAGCGGAGUCCCCAUCUAAUCGUCGCUCUAAAGCGCAGAUUGCCCGUGCCCGCAGAAACAGAAAGGUCGUACUGGAUAGCGAUGAUGAGGAAGAAGAGGAGGAGGAGGAGGAGGAGGAGGAGGAGGAGGAGGACGGUGAAUGGAUUGUUCCUGAAGACAAACGUACAUCCCUCACUCUUGGAAAGGCUGGAGGGUCCGAGGACGAGGAUGCAGAGGGAGGUGGUGAAUGGAUUGGAUCCGAGGACUCGGAAACUGAUGAUGAGCCCGAGUCGCCGAGCCACAGAGCUACUAGAAAGAGUUCCUCAGGGGAGGAUGACUCCGAAGACGAUAUCUACCUGAAUCCCGGGGACGAUGCUAACCAGGUCCUGCCAUCAACGAAGAUCCGUCACUUGAUGAAGAUCCUGCGUCGCGAGGCACCUGAUUACAAGUUUAUCGUGUUUUCCGUCUUCACCUCAAUGCUGGACAAGGUUGAACCAUUCCUAAAGCGCGCAGGGAUUGGGUUUGCACGAUAUGAUGGAAGUAUGCGGAACGACCUCCGUGAGGCCAGUCUUAACCAACUCCGAAACAACCAGGCCACGCGGGUCUUGCUAUGCAGUUUACGAGCUGGCGCAUUGGGGCUAAAUCUGACUGCAGCAAGCCGCGUGGUCAUUCUCGAACCAUUCUGGAAUCCUUUUGUGGAGGAGCAAGCCAUUGACCGGGUCCACCGCCUCAACCAGACGCUGGAUGUUAAGAUCUACAAGAUGAUUAUCAAGGGUACCGUCGAAGAGCGGAUUCUGUCUCUCCAGGAUCGGAAACGGGAGUUGGCGAAUGUCACCAUUGAGGGUAAGACGGGUGCUGCCAAACUUACCAUGCAGGACAUGAUGGCCCUCUUUGGCAAGGAUGCCGAGCUCCGGUAUACGGAUGAGCGAGGCAGCGUUGAGCUUGCGCAGAAGGGACGGCUCCUAGAGCCUAGAAGCGAGACGGCCAGCAGCCAGGCCAGCACAGAGGCUAACUGGGACAGCUCUCGCGAUCGCAACCGGAAGUUAGAGAAACGGACGCUCGGAACCGAAGAUUCCGUGUAUGGAAGACGGUGGUAAGCAGGGGUUGAUGGCUCGUGAGAUAUGUCUCAUCUCAUGUUUUCCCAAGGGGUCUCAGGUUUAGAGACCUGCUUUCAUUAUUUUUUUUUUAUGCAAGAUGGUGGAGAUUUGGACCGAUACAUAUACUACAUACAUGCCUGCUUGAUGAUAGGGAUAUUUUUACGUCUGGGCGUUGGAGCAGGUCAGGUCAAUGAUUAGAAUCUACCAUUAAUAGAUUGUUGCUAUAUAAGCCUAUCUAAGCUCUGGGGCAGAAAAAACAGGAGUUUCAACCAAAUAUACAGAGUAUUGUAC
Messenger RNA from Aspergillus ochraceoroseus IBT 24754, 3987 nucleotides. RefSeq names its product putative SNF2 family helicase/ATPase. Bases 205 to 3696 code for a protein of 1163 amino acids. Gene Ontology annotation, cellular component: cytoplasm. Gene Ontology annotation, molecular function: ATP binding; ATP-dependent chromatin remodeler activity. The record is from RefSeq and is a predicted model, not a curated record. The transcript has 2 exons. Lineage: Eukaryota; Fungi; Ascomycota; Eurotiomycetes; Eurotiales; Aspergillaceae.